Messenger RNA from Bacidia gigantensis, 1332 nucleotides. RefSeq lists its product as uncharacterized. Lineage: Eukaryota; Fungi; Ascomycota; Lecanoromycetes; Lecanorales; Ramalinaceae. Gene Ontology annotation, biological process: protein neddylation. The transcript is spliced from 5 exons. Gene Ontology annotation, cellular component: nucleus; cytoplasm. Bases 1 to 1332 code for a protein of 443 amino acids. The record is from RefSeq and is a predicted model, not a curated record. Gene Ontology annotation, molecular function: NEDD8 activating enzyme activity.
AUGUCUGAUCUUUUUAAUGGUGUGGUUGCAUCAAGAACAAGAUGGAAGCACUUAGACAACAUCCUCCAUAAAGCAGGGCCGUUCUCUGAUGAAGAUUGGAUCCCUGGCGAAGAAGUCAUACGGACGUUGGAAUCAUCGAAAGUACUAGUAAUGUAUGUACAGCAAGUUUCGCCUGCUCUUGUAUCUGAUCCUGGCAAUAGUGGAGCAGGGGGGUUAGGAUGCGAAAUUCUGAAGAACCUAGCCUUAUCAGGCUUCAAGAACAUUCAUGUCAUCGAUAUGGACACUAUUGAUGUCUCGAAUCUCAACCGGCAAUUUCUCUUCAGGGAGGCAGAUGUUGGGAAGCCAAAGGCCGAAAUAGCUGCAGCUUUCGUCGAGAAGCGAGUCAAAGGCGCCGUAAUCACACCGUACAACGGCAAGAUCCAAGACAAAGACGAGGAAUACUACAAGCAAUUCAAUGUCAUAGUAUGCGGAUUGGAUAGCAUAGAAGCGCGUCGCUGGAUCAACGCCACCUUAGUCGACAUGGUGGAUGAAAAUGACAUGGAGAGCCUCAAGCCGUUGGUCGAUGGUGGGACAGAAGGUUUUAAAGGUCAAACCAAAGUCAUUUUGCCGACUAUAAGUUCGUGCAUUGAAUGUCAACUCGACAUGCAUGCGCCGCGUGCAGCGGUACCUCUCUGCACGUUAGCGACCAUCCCACGACAGCCAGCACAUUGCAUUGAGUGGGCCCAUAUAAUAGCGUGGGAAGAGGAACGCAAAGACGACGUUCUCGACAAUGAUGAUCCAGAACACAUCACCUGGUUGUACGAAAAAGCCCUAGGACGCGCUAAAGAGUUCAAUAUACCCGGUGUAACUUAUUCAAUGACCCAAGGCGUCGUGAAGAACAUUAUUCCAGCUAUCGCCUCCACUAAUGCCAUAAUAGCCGCCAGCUGUUGCAACGAGGCUUUCAAGAUCGUCACCACCAGCAAUCCAUUCCUAACUAAUUACAUGAUGUACACCGGCGAUGAGGGUAUCUACACCUACACCUUCGAGCAUGAAAGGAAAGAGGACUGUGCCGUCUGUGGUAACCUCGCCAAGAGCAUCGCAGUCAAUGCAGACGUCACGCUGCAAGAAUUCUUGGACAGCUUAGGAGAGCGACCUGAAGCGCAGCUCAAGAAGCCAUCCAUUCGAAGCGGCACUGGUACCCUUUACAUGCGUUUUCCACAAAGCCUGGAGGAGCAGACGAGACCAAAUCUCGAGAAGAAGCUCAAGGAUUUGGUGAGUGACGGAGAAGAGGUCGGUGUUUCGGAUCCUGCCUUCCAAAUAUCAUUCAAAUUUAAGCUCACAUUUGAGCCAUGA